UGUUCAGCUAGUAAUGAAUGGUCUUUGUACACACACACACACACACUGUCUAAAACAAUACCUCAUAGUAACGCAGGAUGUCCAAUCUUUCCUGUGCCUAGAGUGCAUGUACAUUGGAAUUGUCCGUAGACAAUUAUCACAUGAACAGACGCACUUCCUGAGCAGAGAUUUAGAUGUGAAUACUAGAAAACGUGGCCCAGCAGUGGACCCAAAGUGUAUUUGUCACGUGCACAGGAUACAACUGGUGUAAAACACUACUAUGAUAUUCUUACCUUGGGAGCUCUUUCCCAACAAUGCAGUGCUGGUAAUAAUAUAUAAUCAAUGAACAGCAGUGUUAUGGUAGUAAUAAAUCUAAUCAUUAUAGAUGCAGAGGUGGUGUGUGAAUGUGGCUGUAAGUGUAUGGUGUCAAUGAGUAGAGACUUGUGGAUGGGCAUAGUCAGUGUGGAUAGCCUGAGGGAGAGCAGUAGUUAGCAAGUUAAGUCUUAUGGCCAGGGUAGAGGAGUCUGAGCCUUGAUGCACCGUUACCGCCUGUCGGACGUGAGCAUGGAGCACAGUCCAUAUCUCGGGUGGCUGGAGUCUUUGGCCAUUUUUCUGGCCUUUCUCAGGCAUCGCCUGGCAUGCAUGGCCUGGAUGGCUGGGUGCUCACCCCCAGUGAUGCGCUGGGCUGUCCGCACCACCCUUUGUAGGGACUUCCGGUGCAGUUGCCAUACCAGUCAGGAUGCGCUCAAUGGUACAGCUGUAAAGACAGUGAGUGUAUAAACAAUAUCACAUUUUAUUGGUCACAUACAUGUUUAGCAGCUGUUAUUGCGAGUGUAGAGAAAUACUUGUUUCCAGUUCCGACAGUGCAACAAUAUAUCUAACCAUUUCAAAACAAAUACCUAAUACACACAAAUCCAAGUAAAGGAAUGGAAUAAUUAAGCAAUAAAGCCCGAGGAGGUGUGGUAUAUGGCCAAUAUACGACGGCUAAGGACUGUUCUUCGGCGCAACGCGUACUGCCUGGACACAGCCCUUAGCCGUGGUAUAUUGGCUUUUUAUCACAAACCCCUGAGGUGCCGUAUUGCUAUUAUAAACUAGUUACCAACUUAAUUAGAGCAGUAAAAAUAAAUUGUCAAACCCGUGGUAAAUGGUCUGAUUUACCAUGGCUGUCAGCCAAUCGGCAUUCAGGGCUCGAACCACCAGUUUAUAAGAAUAUAUAUGGAUGAGCAAUUUCUGUAUAGAAUACAGUAUAUACAUAUGAGAUGAGUAACACAAGAUAUGGAACACUAGUCACUUUAAUGUUUACAUUUAUUAAAGUGGCCAAUGAUUUCAAGUCUGUAUAUAGGUAGCAGCCUCCAUGCUAGUGAUGGCUAUUUAACAGUCUGAUGGCCUUGAGAUUGAAAAACAGCUUCUCUCGGUCCCAGCUUUGAUGCACCUAUACUGACUUUGCCUUCUGGAUGAUAGCGGGGUGAACAGGCAGUGGCUCGGGUGGUCAUUGAUUAUCUUUUUGGCCUUCCUGUGACAUCGGGUGCUGUAGGCAUCUUGGAGGGCAGGUAGUUUAACCUGGUGAUGUGUCGUGCAAUCCGCGACACCCUUUGGAGAGCCCUGCGGUUGUGGGCGGUGCAGUUGCUGUACCAGGCACUAGGAUAUAUGUACCAGGCAAAGGUGAGUUCACAGCUCUGUUUGAGUGCAACUGUGUCACUAUCACAGUGGCCUUUUUUUAAAGCCGCAAUAUUGACUUCCUGCUCGUAUUGCUGUGUCAGUGUGAUAAAUAGAACAGACACACAAUGGUUGCUUGAGGUGGUGUCAAUUUUUGGUUGAAUUUAUGAUAACUUUGGUCUUAAAUAGCUAUCACACCAGUAAAAAAACAAGCAAGCAUAAUACUUGUUAAUUAUCUAAAUUAAAGGGGUAUGCUGACAAAGCAAAAGAACAUUACUGCCCAUAGUUAAACUGAGAAAAUGGACUACUCCCCGAACAUCCAGACAGUCAGCCCAAGGUCGUCGACACUCGGUCAUGUGGAGAGAAAGGCUACUACUGUCUCUUUAUAUAACAAACGUUUGAAUUGCUCUCGUUUAAAGCCGCCCCGCCCUGUACCACGUUGUUUGUGAAUUGACUAUUCCACCACGCCCUUUAUAUGACUAAUGGUACAUUUAUGACGCUUGACACGGCAAAUGGUUGCAACACAAGAAAUAAAUGACAUGUUUCCUUUAAGAUGACUUUAAACAGACAACUGUGAUGACUAAUAAAUGUAUGGCGGAAAUUGGUUUCUGAGGCCACAGACCUGGAGACCGAAUCAUAAUAUUCGAAUGAUGGCUACUGCACUUUGUCCAUGUGUUCAAGCACCAUACCUUGUUGUUCUCCCUGGUGAUUGGCUAUUGGGGAAAUGAUACUUAUUGCCGUGAACGGAUACAGAUAAAUCGUGGAUUAGGAAUAAAUGAUAGAACAUGUAGUUUGUGUUAAUCAUAACACUAUGAAAUUAAAUGUUGAAACAACUUUUGGAAUCAACAUGCUGAGUUGUUUAAAUUCAACUGAGGAACGACUUUCACAAUUUGUUUAAUUUUCAUGCUUCGUUUCUGUCAUUCUAAGAAAUAGCAGCAGGUCAGUCCAUUCCAAGACUCCAUUUCUUGUUUUUUUGUCAUUGCAGUGUAUGGGAGGGAAUGACAUGUGUGGGCGGUCAUAAAUGGUAUGCUUUUGGCCCUGAUUUGUUACCUACUACUCUCAGCGCCAUCUUGUUGCAACUCCUCUACGUAUGUAUGUGGAAGAGUUUCUACGAGGUGUCUCCGAUUACCCUUUUCUUCAGUUUUGCUGAUUGAAAGACUGGAUCAUUACACUGAAAAUUAAAGUGCAUACCCUUUAACAUUUGCUCAACAUUUUUACUUGUAACGUUUUGUUUCCAAUACGGAGAAGAAAUGAGCAUCGAAACGCUUUUAGAAGCAGCAAAGUUUUUGGAAUUGCAAGCCCAGCAACAACAGAAAGCACGUGAGGAGAAUGAGCUGCGGGAGAAGCUUCGCCUCGAACAGCUAUCUGACCACAAACGCAAUGUCACUACCUACUCCUCCCCCAUCCAGAUGAACUAUGUGACCCGAGCAGAAGACUCCUGCCCCUACUCAGAGCGCUGCCCCGCCUUUGUGCCGCCCCCCUCCAUGACUGUCAUCCCUAUCCCCAUGAUGACCUCCAACCACACAGGUCUGCCCCCCACCGUCCCAACCCCCUCUUCCACCACCCUGUCCCCCCAGGCUGGGGCAGCACCCCACCUGGCCUCCCCUAGGAGGGACCCUCACUCUCCAGGGCAGGGCCACCAGGGACAGGGUGUGCUUUUGGCUCUAUCUCCUCAGGUGAAGACAGACCACUCCCACCACUUGUCUUUGGCUCAAUCUGGCAACCACAAGCAGAAUCAUCACCACCAUCACCUUCCACAGAUUGUUUCCCCUCAAUCUGGAACCCAUAAACUACUGCAGAAGCAACAACAGCAGUCUCCCCAACUGGUGCAACCCUACCCUGGCUCCAUCGUCUCAGCCUCCCAGCUGCAUUCCUUACUCCCCCAGCCAGGGCCCCCCCAGACUCCGUGCGGAGGCCAGACCAGCCCUGUUGGGGGCCGAGGCAGCCCCCCUGACCUGGACGGGAAGAAAAGGCCUGGAGGGGCAGGGACAAGAGAAGUACAUAACAAGCUUGAGAAAAACAGACGUGCUCACCUGAAAGAGUGCUUUGACACCCUGAAGAAAAACAUCCCCAAUGCAGACGAGAAGAAGACCUCUAACCUCAGUGUCCUGAGGAGCGCCCUCCGAUAUAUACAGACGUUGAAGCGCAAGGAAAAGGAGUAUGAGCAUGAGAUGGAGAGACUGGCGCGGGAGAAGAUCGCUACUCAGCAGCGAUUGGCUGAGCUGAAGAACGAGCUGAGCCAAUGGAUGAAUGUCAUGGAGAUCGACCGUGUUCUCAGACAGACGUUUCAACCAGAAGACGACCAGGCUUCUACCUCUACUGCCUCAGAGGGUGAAGACGACAUGGAUGAAGAGAAUGUUCCGGCAGAACCGACAGCCUUACCCACCAUGCCUCAACAAGCCAUACAGCCUGAGUUGUGCAAGACUGUGACCUCCACUCCCAUAACCCCCACUACCUCCAACCUCACCCAACACAUCUCCAGCCAACACAAGGCCCAAACAUACCCCCAGCCCCAGCUUCACCCCCACCUGCUGUCAGCCCUGCCUGUCUCGGCUACGUUCUCCACCCCAACAUCCAGCAUCACCACCACCCCUAUCCAGGCCCUCUUAUCGGCCCACACACACAUCGUAACCUCCCCUAGCACCCUCUUCCCUGCCCACACACACAUCGUAACCUCCCCUAGCACCCUCUUCCCUGCCCACACACACAUCGUAACCUCCCCUAGCACCCUCUUCCCGGCCCACACACACAUCGUAACCUCCCCUGGCAACCUCUUCCCGGCUCACACACACAUGGUAAAGGCCCCCAGCCUGCAGCCCACGGUCAUCGCCCACGGCUCGGCUUCCCACGCCUCCGUCAUCCAGGCCGUCAACCACGUCAUCCAGGCCCAGACUUCAUCUGGAGGAGCCAAGCACCUCACCCACCUAGCCCCCUCCUCCUCAGCCUCCAUGCAGCUGGCCCCAGGUCACCACCAGCCCAUCGGACACAUCACCGUCCACCCUGUUACCCACCUGGGCCAGCACCAUUUACCCACCAUCUACCCCCAACCUGUGGCUGUCACCCAGCCAGCCAUGGUGGGCCACAUCACCCAUACCAUCACACAUGCCCAGGUCAAUGGUACUGUCCCCAACCAGGGCACAACCACCAUCAUGGGAAAGCAGAUGGGAGUUGGUGCCCAGAUGGUGGCACAUCACCCACAGCUGCUGAACCCUGUAACUAUGGUGACCAUGCCCUCAUUCCCCGUUAGCACUUUGAAGCUAGCCUGAUUUCUGAACCAGGCCAGAGCCAUCCUGAAGCUAGCCUGAGAACCAAGUACAUGAACAGGCCACACCCACCCUGAGGUGGCCAGAGUCAGACCUGGAGACCAUCUGCCCCAGAGCAGACCAGCCGAAGAGGAGCCAGCCCAGACUCCGAGCCCAAGGCAGGCCCAGAGCGAGGCAGGCACCAGGACUACUGUACUGACAAACAAAUGGAAAAGUCUUCAUACUGAACGCAGUCCCUAUAUUCACUGAUGAAUCACAAGCUGCUGCAUUAACUAACCUGAGGCAGUACAGCUGUCUAUAAGGAGUAACUCAGAACAUUCCAAAAAGAAACACCUUUAUAAUGGUUGAGGUAAAAGAGCCAAUGUUGUUGUUGGGCUGAGUACGAUGUCCAGGAGGAUCAUCUUGAUGUUAUUGUACAGGAUGCAGUGGAGAGGAUCACAUAGACACAUUUUCUCUGGCCCUCAGUGUUCAUAUCUGCAGAAGCGAAACAGCAACUAAGAGUGAGAAAAGGGGAGUCCUCGAAUGUUGAAUGCAGUCAGACCUGCAUAUAUUCACUCCAGAUCGGUUUUAUAUUUCUGCUACAUGUAUUCCACAGCCAAGAGUAUUUAAAAACCACACUACAAAUGACUGAUGGUGCCACUAUCAAGCACCGAGGUAUUAGAUUUAACUGAAGUCUACCACUAAUGCCAGGGCAUACGUCUACCAAUCAUCUGAGUGCUGAUCUACGAUCUGUCCAUAUAAUCUUAUUCAUUAUGAUUUAAAAGGCUAAACUGAUUCUAGACAAGCACUCUGAGGCGCUUUGUGGAUACGGACCCCUGAUCUGACCAUUCAGAAGGCAACGAGUCCAAUUUCAGACGGGCUGAAUCGGGGUCAGAGAGACAGGCAGUGUGUGAUUGGUGGGUGUUGUUGGCGUGUCAGCAUGGGAUCAGUUUGUGUGCGUGCUCUAACAACUAAGCACCAUAAAGGACCACAUUGAGAAUAUGAUUGCAGGGACCUCCCCCUCUACCCAGGCACAUGGCUGUGGAGUCAAACCUAAAACAUGGCCUGGCCUAGCCAUGCCAUGUGCUCCCCUCCUACUGCAGCACUGUCAUAUGGCUCCACAGGCUCCCCCUGCUGGUAAAAUAAAAACAGCAUGUAAAACAGACAAUGGUCAAUGAGCAGACUAUUUUGUAAUGACAUGUAUUCAGUGGAUGUGGCCCAAGCAGGAAUCCAACCCAAAAUGUCAGCAUUCCCACCAUGCACAUGUGAACGUGAUGACUUUUCAUGAAACUGAACCACUCAAUUUAGCACAGGAUGAAAAUGACAAUACUCAAGUGACUACAUAUUGCCUCAUUUGUUUUACUAAUAGCAGGAACCAGCAUAGCAGGCACAAGCACUGCAAAUCGUUCCUGGAGUAUAUAUAUAUAUAUAUCUAUGUGUAAUAUAGUGAGGAAUGUCUUGUUUAUUGAUUGUGUUGCAGCAGUGAACUUGUUAAAACAAAGGCCUUUGGCAGUGUUAUGGUAGAGAAUUUAAAUGAGGCAGUUUGGGGUUAAACAACAUUGUAGGGCAGUCACCUACGAAGCACUCUGACAUCUUAACCUCUUUCUCCACCAACCAUAUUAUCUGGUAUGCCUGGUCAUAACUUAUCUAGAUUCAAUGUUUGCCUUCCACUACACUUAUGACGACCUGUGUAGCCAACAUUAAACUUUUAACUUCUAGCAAUUUGAUCUGCUACUUAACCACAAUUAAACUGGUUUACAAAUGGUGUCCCUCUUCACUUAAUCUGAAUGUUUUUAGGUGCGUUUGUGAGAACAGUGGACAUGGUAGGAGUCUUCAUAUUAUGCUCAUAUUUAUAAAGAAAAUAUAAAACAUUGAA
Messenger RNA from Oncorhynchus nerka (sockeye salmon), 6753 nucleotides. Its product is annotated as max-binding protein MNT-like. NCBI's taxonomy places the organism in Eukaryota, Metazoa, Chordata, Actinopteri, Salmoniformes, Salmonidae. Gene Ontology annotation, molecular function: protein dimerization activity; RNA polymerase II cis-regulatory region sequence-specific DNA binding; DNA-binding transcription factor activity, RNA polymerase II-specific. The record is from RefSeq and is a predicted model, not a curated record. The transcript has 6 exons. Gene Ontology annotation, biological process: regulation of transcription by RNA polymerase II. The coding region runs from base 2886 to 4901 and encodes 671 amino acids.